AUGCUUUCAACAUUUUCUCAUGGUUUUUCUUCUGAAAUAAAUGGAAAACCAUUUCAAAGAAUUGAAAUGAAAAGCGUAAAGUGCAAAGUGGUGAAAGAUUUUUAUUUUCCCAACAUGACUUGCUAUGCAAAGCCUUUCAAUCGGACAGCUUACACGUACACAAUUUACGUUAGAUUUAAAAAACCUUUGGAUGAUUUUUACGAACAACUCUUUCUGGAAUAUCGCUAUGGUAAUAUUUACAGAGAAAUCGGCAAAUCUCCUAAGUUCAAUUGGUGCUCCGUGGCGAACAACACAAAUCCGAUCGUCAGAUUUUACUACAGAUCUUUAAAAGUUUCAGGCGAGAAAAUAAUCAAAAAAUGUCCGAAUAUUUAA
This is a messenger RNA of Clunio marinus, 372 nucleotides long. The record is from the annotation of a GenBank genome assembly. NCBI's taxonomy places the organism in Eukaryota, Metazoa, Arthropoda, Insecta, Diptera, Chironomidae.